Messenger RNA from Porites lobata, 336 nucleotides. The record is from the annotation of a GenBank genome assembly. NCBI's taxonomy places the organism in Eukaryota, Metazoa, Cnidaria, Anthozoa, Scleractinia, Poritidae.
AUGAUUGGCAAACUUUUGCAGCGGUUAUCGAAACAACAGUCUUCCUCUAACUAUUCCAGGCAGAAGAACUCUUUGGAGAAGGAGCUCGCGAGUUUUCUCUCUAGUUUAUCAUCCCCAAGCUUAGCUUUUCUGGUAUGGAAGGACCGUAAUGGUAAAACGCUCGUUCAUCUGCGUGAUUGUGUAUGGUUCGUGCACACCCAAGUUUACAGCACUCUUGUAGCUGUCCCAGCCACCUUGCUUUUGGAACAGUGGACGCCUUUGAUAGGGAAGUUGCGUUCCACUUUUGCCACGCAGGGUAAAGGGUUCCGACUGGCAGCCUCUUCUAGGGGUGGGUAG